CAAGUUACAAGUAGCAGGAAAGCACUGCCCGAAAUUUAAUCUUUAUUUUCCGAAUGAAAUCGUUGCCAAACUCAUUUGCAUUUCUACAUUCCUGCUUAUGUAAUUACGCUAUUCGACUUUUUGCUUUGAGAGAUCUUUGUGGAUUUUUUGCUGUCGUUUUAAACGAGUUGUUUCACACCAGUUGCAAGUCGGCGAAGUCGCUACUUUCAACAAUGUCUUAGGACACAACUACUGAACCUCGCUUGUGUUUCGUGAAGAUUUUAUCGGCUUGUGGUUAGUCCAACCACGUCCAACGCUGUUGGUUUUCACAACAAUUUAACAGGGAAUAAUCGGAAUAAUUAUAAAGAGCAACGACUCCACUUCGGUAUAAACUGGUGUUAAAAAAAUGAUGGCGCUUAAAUUCUUGGCAAUAUUUUCGUGUUUGAUUUUCGUAUGUUCCAGUCAAGACCCGACUCAAACACCAAAACGUGAGUAUUUCUUAGCAAUUCAGUAGAGUUUAGAAAGGAUAAUGUUAUGGCGAAUUUCCUGGGUAUCAAUAAUAAAUAAAGUGGUUUUAUAUAGGGGAUAUAAAUAUGUCCACGACCAAUAUAUUAAAGCAGAGGGGAAAAUACGCUUUAAUACACAUCUUUAAAUGUUGUGAUUUGUCUGUUGUGUAUUUUUAUUACGUGUUUUGAGACGCUAUUAACCUAUAUAAACUCACGAAGUAAGGCAAGCGGAUUUCUGUGGGAAAAAAUCUUGUCUUUUACACUUCGUUUAAUACUGUUUGAUAACGUUUGAACUCACGCUGAAGUGUCUGAAAGUAUAGGGUAAAUGUCUUUGUACAUUUCGCAUACAGUGAAACUGGGUCUUGUCAAAGUAUUUAUGAAGUGACGAAGGCCUGACGAAAGAUUAUAUUUCGCGGAUAAAAGCUAUUGUUAUUGUAACGCGAUAUUUGCCCUCGAUAUUUUUUAGUCUGUUUAAUAAGUGGUUUUAUAAAAUCAAAUUCGGGAAGUCUCGCUUUGUUUGGUACAGGCAGUUUAAACCUUUUAUCAAUAGUGAUUUCUCUUUUGAAUGCUGUCAACGUCUGAUAUAUUUUCAUAUUUAAUUAAAGGUAGUGACGAUGUUAGUGUCCUAGGGAGAGACAUUCAAAGAUAUUGUAGCUCGUCAAUUGACCUUGUAAUAUUCUAAGUUGUGCACUAUUUCAUUUUCGUUUGCUUGUAAGUGCUUAAGUGCUUAUAGGGGAGAAAUAAAGUUAAUAGAGGCAGCUUUAUAUGCCGUUUGAAAAUAUAUUUCACGUUGAUAUACAGUAUUGUGCGUUGAAGAUUUGUAUCUGACCAAACUCUUGCUAUCAUUUAUAAUCUUGCAUGAUUACAUUACUGUUCCCUUGGCUGUUUAUAUAGUAGAAAAACAAUGCAAAAAUAAAGGUUUUUUCAAAGUUUUUUUGUGAGAAAAUCUAUCUGUCCUAUAUUUAAAUGUGAUAUUUAUAAUUAAUUGUUACUAACAUGUUUUACAAAUAAAUAUUGGUUUAAGCUGUGUUUUGAUAUAGAUCACAUGACAGAUAAGUUCUGAAUUGCUGACAGUUGAGAGUAUUUAGUAACAACAGUACUAAUUAUUUCCAGUUUAGCCCCAGGAGAUGGUUGUUCAAAGCUGGAUUAGUGCAAAUCCUGGGUUAAAAUUGAGUCGCUGUUUUAGUUUGUGUAUUUCCACAUGUUUGUUUAUUUCAAAACUUCAGAAAAGAUACUCCUGUUGGUCCUGACAAAAUUUCUGAAGAAUAUUUCUAUUAAGUUAAAAAAAAACUGUUGGGAAAUCUGCUUUGAAUAGUAGGUUUAAUAGGGAUGUGCCGGAUACUGUUUUGCCGGAUACCGGAUAGUAGUCUACCGGAUACCGGUCAGGAGAAAAUGAUGACCGGAUACCGGAUAAUAACUGGAUACCAGAUAAUAACCAGAUACUCCCAUACAAUAAUUUAUUAGAAACACAACAUUUUUAUAACUAACUAGUCCAAUGUAGCAAUGUGUUUACUGUCGUUCCAAUUGAAGUGUUGCUCAAAUAUUGAUUCAAUACAUUACCUUGGGCUGACCAAUUCAUUUUAUCAAGUUCCUCGAGAUAUUCAUACACUUCCUGUGAAAGAGCCAAUUCCAAGUUUAAUUGAUCAUUUCUGGUCACUUCCUUUCUGGUUAGUUGCACAAACAACAAAGGUGAUUGGUGCAUUCAAACUAUUCAACAGUAAGUUUACAAUUAUACUAGGAAGUGUAUGAAUAUCUCGAGGAACUUGAUGAAAUGAAUUGGUCAGCCCAAGGUAAUGUAUUGAAUCAAUAUUUGAGCAACACUUCAAUUGGAACGACAGUAAUACACAUUUUUUGUCUCUUUGACCUAUUUGUCUUUACCUUGCAAGGCCAUAUCUUAUGAUUCACCUUACAUCAGUUUACUGGUAUUCAGUAUCACGAAAAAAAUAUGUCGUAAUUUCGUUGUAAUGCAGUGCACGCUCAGUAAUUGUUUGUGUUUCACAAUUUUUAAACGCCCAGUAAACUUUCCCGUUUCAUGGUUGUAACAAAAUAUCUUACAGUACUAUCCGGUAAAUAUCUGGCAAAUUUAUACCGGAUAGUGCCGGAUGUCUAAAUUUUACCGGAUACCGGUAUCCGGAUCCAGCACAUCUCUAAGGUUUAAGCUAACUACAGCUUUGAAAUCCUGACAUGUUUGUUAGCCUAAUAUAUUGACGAUCAUUAAUCUUCCUAGGUCUCCACCCAGCAUUAUUCUUCAGUAAUAAACCAGCGUUACCAGACUACCCUGGUGUAGCCAUUGACACAGGGUCUGUCACCUUAGCUUGCGUUGGUGGUAGCCAGGAUAAUCGUCGGGUUCAUUUCAAGUGGUAUAAAGAUGGAGCGCUACUGAAGGCUGACUCAUCACCAAUUAUAGCGACAAUUGCAGGAGAUUUGACAAUAAAUCCCUCGGAUUAUACUAGAGAUGAUGGGUUUUAUCGAUGUUUGAUAACUGACAAUACCUGGUCACUUUUGUCAAACAUGGCUGAAUUGCAACUUGCAUGUAAGUACAAAAUACUUUAUGCUUCUCUUUUAUGCACUUUACUACACAAAGCUAAGAGUUUUUUCUGACCAAUAGUUUCUGACCACCCCCCACACCCUGCCUUGCCUCCCCCCUGUGGCAGCGGCCCUAGUAUACAACCUUCAAUGCAAUCACUUGAGAUGUGGUCCAAACUUUAAUUUUCAGAUACCAGUGGUAUAAAAAAGAACGAUGUGACAAUGAGUGGGAUUCAGUAUCAAGGCUGGAAAUACAUCUACACUGGCUACAAACAUUCAAAAUAUCCCAAGCCAACAUUUAUCUGGAAAUUUAAUGGACGGACAUUGCAAGAAUCAAAGCGUAUCAGUAUUUCCGAGGACGGCAACCUGUACAUUGCACAAUUAAGUCUAAACGAUGCAGGGAAAUAUUCGUUUGAAAUGCAACUAGGCUCAUUGAGACAGCAAAGAGAGUCAAUAAAUUUGCAAGUUGCUAGUAUGUUCUUUUAUUAUAGCAUUGAAUAAUUAGUGUAGAUGAAUAUUGUAAAUGAACCCAGUGGUGGAUUUAGGGGGGGGGGGGUGCACACCCCCUAGGCUCUGGUCAACAGGGGUGCAUGGGGGUGUGUGCAAAAAUGACGUUUAUCCUAAUUCUAACCAACUUAUGUUAAGGAAUUCAGUUGGGUAUCACCAGUUGACAAUAGUGGAAUAGCCAAUAUUACAUAUUCUGAAUUUUUAAAUGUUUUGAGAAUCUAAAAAUUUUCCAGAAUGUUUUCUCAGAAUGGUGGAAAUGCCAUUUCAGAGACCCAAAUUUUAAAAAUUUUCCGGGGGAGUACUCCAUGACCCAGGUGGUGUGAUUCCUACAAUACGCAAUCUGGUCAAAAUUGUUUUGUCUCAGAUUAAGAGUUCUUUCAGUUUGACUUUACCAAAUACUGUAGAUUUCUUAUUGUUCUCAGGUUUCAUCUUUAUCUAUAAUAGAGCUAGCGCAUGUCCUCAUUUAACUAUCACACAGUCUGUCCAACAUGAGAUGAUUUUACUUGUCAAAGGAAAAGUGUUAGGUGUUAAUAUAAAUGAUAUAUUUUACUUGUAGGAAGUUUGCAAACCACUGAUGUCUAUGGUACAGUUAUGUUGGGUCCAAAGGACAGACGUGUUAGAAGUAAAGAAGAAGUGACAUUUGAGUGCUUUGCUACUGGAUGGUAA
Messenger RNA from Paramuricea clavata, 4184 nucleotides. Lineage: Eukaryota; Metazoa; Cnidaria; Anthozoa; Malacalcyonacea; Plexauridae. The record is from the annotation of a GenBank genome assembly.